AUGGCCCAAAGAAGCCACAGAAUCUGUAGCAUCUGCCAUAAGAUCCAAUCUUCCAGAUUCUGCACUCCAGAAAAAGACCACAUUCCUUCCAUUUCCACUAUGAUUGGAAAGGUCUGGCUUCUGCACGUUUGCCUGGUGAUGCUCUUCUUCCCUGAAAGCUCCUCUGAGGAUUGUAGAGAAUUUCGCGGCAGGUUAGAACGAAGCAACGAAGCCAACUUGGAAUUGGUGGCCAAAAAAAUGGGAUCAACUGUUCCUCUAAACUGCAUGGACGAUUUAAUAAACUUCAUAUCUAAAUCCAAUGAAGAAAAUUUCCAGAAGAUUAGUCAGUUGCAGGCAGAGAAUGCCACCGUGGCCAUACAAGAAAUCCUCCAAGAGGUACGUAACAUCUUCAAUCAAAACCAUACCAAAUUGGCUUGGGAUGAGAAUUCCGUAGCCAUUUUCAAGGCUGGACUGGACCAGGAAAUUGCGAACUUGCGACCAUGCGUGAGUGCAGGGGAUUACAUUGAUAUCAUCCCAAUCGUGAAAAACUACUUCCAAAGAAUCAACGACUUACUGAAAAAUAAGCAAUACAGCAUGUGUGCCUGGGAGAUCACUCAGAUGGAAAUUAGGGAGUGUUUUGUGCUGGUUGGUCGACUUAUCAAAAGGAUGCAAACUGAAGGUACUGUGAAACUUUUAGAAUAA
Messenger RNA from Elgaria multicarinata webbii, 681 nucleotides. Its product is annotated as interferon beta-like. Gene Ontology annotation, biological process: defense response. NCBI's taxonomy places the organism in Eukaryota, Metazoa, Chordata, Lepidosauria, Squamata, Anguidae. Gene Ontology annotation, molecular function: cytokine receptor binding. Bases 1 to 681 code for a protein of 226 amino acids. Gene Ontology annotation, cellular component: extracellular region. The record is from RefSeq and is a predicted model, not a curated record. The transcript has a single exon.